This is a messenger RNA of Arabidopsis lyrata subsp. lyrata, 688 nucleotides long. RefSeq lists its product as uncharacterized. Lineage: Eukaryota; Viridiplantae; Streptophyta; Magnoliopsida; Brassicales; Brassicaceae. The transcript is spliced from 3 exons. The record is from RefSeq and is a predicted model, not a curated record. Bases 125 to 457 code for a protein of 110 amino acids.
GGGCCGAGCAUAGAAGCCCAAAUUGAUAAAAACCCUAAACCGGAGCAAAGCCUUAGAUGAUAUCUCUUCCGUCUUCUUCUUCCUCAGCCUUGGAAAAGCUCUCGUGAGUCACCACUCUUCUCUAAUGUCUGUAAAUAUCAAGGCGCCUGUUUGUCAAACUUGUGGCGACAUUGGUUUUGAAGAAGCACUAGUCUUUUGUGACUCUUGUAAGAUUGAGUCUAUUCACCGCUAUUGCAUAGGCAUAACACCGACUCCUUUCACGGAAUACAUAACUUGGAUUUGUGAGGACUGUGAUGCGAGUGACAGUGAUUCUGAUUGCAAUGAAGUUGAUCAGACUCCUAAGCUUACAAAUAUCUUGAAGAAGAAGACGAAGAAAAAGAAGAAGAAGAAGAAGAAGAAAAAGAGCAGAAUUCACACCUUGCUUGUUUCAAAAUGUAGAGUAUUGACAUUUCUAUAAAUGUUUUCGGAAAUAUUGGGUUUUAUCAUCAGAGCCGUGUGUCUAGGAUUACAGACACCAGAGGCGAUGUUAUAAAAAACCUCAACCCAUAUAAAAUAAUUUUUUGAAAAAAAAUAAUAUGUGAGACCAAAACGGAUUAAUAGUCCUCUUAUAAAUGGGAGAUCAAAUUAGAGGUGCAUGUUAACCAUAUUUUUUCGAAGGAUUUAGGAUUUUCCCCAAAACUAAACGCUA